CAGUCGUUUUGACGUUCAGAGCCGUCCGAGCCGGCGACGCAUGUUGAGAGCCUUGCCACCUCUGCGCUGCCGGCUUUGCAGGCAGCUAGAGCUGAAACAGAACCACAAUGCGCAAGCUAGAUCCGCACGGCAAAGCAGCGUCGCUCGUUAUGCCACGGCAGCGCCAGAUCACACGACUUUGUCAGCCAGAGCGCAAUCGAAGCUGCCGGAGAGCUCUAUAAGCCCUCUGCUGACACCUGAGACUGCCGUGGAUCAGCGGGCAUCGAGUACAGAGCCUACCAUCGAGGAUUUCGACCAGUUCUUGCCGCCGUUCUUGCAACCUGGUGGCAGAUUUCCUGCCGCUCUCAAGCGAUCGCAGCGUCCUCAAUGGAUCGCUUCACAGUUCGACAAGACUCUUGCAAGUCUCAUGACGGCUUUCAGUCCCAAACAAGUCCGCAAUCUGGCCAAGGAGGCCGGCCUGCUGAAGAUCAAAUCCACAUCCAAAAGGAGAGAUGUUCUGGAAAGGCUCAUGAUCGAGCAUUGGGGCUGGCAGCAUCCCGAGCGCAUACGAAAGGCUCCGGACGGCUCAAUCAUACCCGAGACUGAGAUUCUGCCGCUCUCGCUCGUCGAACUCACCCUCUUACUCGCCGAUACAGCUGGCAAACUCGCGCCGUUGUCCCGAACGUAUGAUGUAGAGCUUGCCAUUGAGGGUGAACCGCCACAGCUGCGCGCAACCGGUGCAGCACACCACCUUCUGCGCUUUCGCAACUAUGUCAAGAGUGUGCAAAAGGCCAUCAUCACUCAGCCCCUUGCACUCCCACGCCCAGCGCGCGAGGAGCUAUUCCAGUCCAUAGCUUCCCACGGCCCGGCGCUCAUCGAAGCGACCGCGGACAAGUCUCUCAUCAAGCUCACGACAAAGGGCAAGGCGCCAUUUAUGCGAGCGCGCCACAGGAUAUACCAGGCCUGUGCUCUGGACGAGGCCGCCGAGAAGCUACGCAUCUAUGUUGCGACGUCAGAUGAGCACAUGGCGUAUUACCCUCAUGGGCUUUACGAACGUUUGCCAUGGCAUGCCGAGUCAACACAACUGGCACGAUUACAAAACGUCUUGCCCGCGACGGCAAUGACCUCGCGCGCGCAGCGAUCGACCAUCAUGUGCAAGACUGAACCUGCACAAGGGCUCGAAGCCAGUCUAGCGAGUAAUUUUAUCGAAGGCGACACCAAGCUACGCUUGACUGCAGGCUAUUGGCUUUCGAACGCUGACAUCUCUACAACACCUGAUACUGUUCGGCCUCGACUUUUCGUCCCAGGGUAUGCAUCUUUGAUGUCUACAUGUCAAGAGUUGACUCAACCAAGCAUAGACUUGCGGCCGGUCUGGUCGAGCGUAUGGUGCCAGCAAAGGAUCAUUGGUCAUCAAUGCCAGCAGAGCCAGCAACGCUCAUCUAUCACUCAACCAUGCGACGCAGGAUUCGCUACUUGGCGACGCAGCAGAGUCCUGGCAGCGCCUAUCAGCUCAUCGAGGCGGAACUUUCGCCUGCCUCACCAAGCUCCUCAUCUAGGGAGCACGCGCCACUCGUGCGCGCGCUGAGUCGAUCAGACCUUGCACUGCUCAUGCCGUCGCAUUCCUUUGAUCUGAUGCUCACCGCCGUCACUUCUGCCUCACUAGACGAAGAGCUCGAGCACAAGAUAGCAGAUGCCAUUUCCAGAGAUAGUAACGCGACAGAGCUCACUCAUGAGGGACGGCUCUACGUCCCGAUAUCU
Messenger RNA from Mixia osmundae IAM 14324, 1737 nucleotides. RefSeq lists its product as uncharacterized. The transcript has 3 exons. The coding region runs from base 41 to 1564 and encodes 507 amino acids. Lineage: Eukaryota; Fungi; Basidiomycota; Mixiomycetes; Mixiales; Mixiaceae. The record is from RefSeq and is a predicted model, not a curated record.